UAUUCAUGUCAAAUUUGAUAUAAUUAAAUGUACAUUGUACACACGAGUCACGAAGUUAUGAUGAAAAACAGGUUGUUUUUGUUUUUUCUUCUCUAAAAUCCCGAAGGAAGCGUUGAUUACAGUUUCGAAUCAUGAAUAUCAUGUGCGACGUUGUUAAAACAGUUGGGUACUGAUCUGCACUCCAGAUGUAAAAUAUGAUGAAUUAGUAGACAGCGUGAGCUUAAUUUUUAAAAAAUUUAGAGGAAACGUCUAUAAGUGUACGUCGAAUUAAGAUACUUUCUGUUAAAAACGAUAUCGAAAUGGCGCCAGUACCUUUAGAGGGCCAUCAAACUCCCGUUACAAAUAAUAUACCACAGGAAGGUAAUCGUGGUGGAUCUAUAUCCUUGGGGAUGCUUAUAGAUUUUAUUAUACAACGAACGUAUCAUGAACUCACUGUUCUUGCCGAACUGCUCCCUCGUAAAACAGACAUGGAACGCAAAAUUGAAAUUUAUAAUUUUUCUGCUCGGACGAGACAGUUGUACGUCCGUUUAUUGGCACUGGUAAAAUGGGCAAAUAGCGCAUCUAAAGUGGAUAAAUCUACACACAUAAUGGCGUUUUUAGAUAAGCAAUCAUUGCUUUUUGUCGAUACUGCGGAUAUGCUGGCGAGGAUGGCUCGUGAUACUUUGGUACACGCUAGACUUCCAAAUUUCCAUAUUCCUGCAGCUGUAGAAGUACUUACCACUGGAACAUACGGCAGAUUACCAGCUUGUAUUCGAGAGAGAAUAGUGCCUCCAGAUCCUAUCACUCCUACAGAAAAGAGAAGUACAUUGCAGAGAUUGAAUCAAGUCAUUCAACAUAGAUUAGUCACUGGAAACUUGUUGCCACAGAUGCGUAACUUAAAGAUCGAGGCAGGAAGAGUUACGUUUCUUAUUGAGCAAGAGUUUUCAGUAUCUCUUACGGUUAUGGGUGAUGGGCCAACAGUUCCAUGGAGACUAUUAGAAUUAGAAAUUUUAGUUUCGGAUAGAGAGACUGGAGAUGGAAAAGCAUUAGUACAUCCUUUGCAAACUCGAUAUGUACACCAAGUUGUUCAAUCGCGAUUGGCUGAAAGUACUAAUCCACUAUCAGAAGUAUAUCAUAUCCUGCAUUAUUUUUGUCAAUCAUUACAAUUAGAAGUUUUGUAUUCUCAAACGUUAAGGCUGAUUCGAGAUAGAUUGGACGAUCAUAUUCAUGUAGACGAAUAUACACCUGGCAAAUGUCUUUCUAUAUCUUAUUGGAGGGAAUUAACGAGAAAGGAUCCACGAUCAGAGCUUGGAUAUAGAUUAACUGUUCAAGUAGAUCAACAUGAUCCUGCGAGGCCUCUCGCAGUUGUACAUAUUCCGUCGUUAGGCAGUAAGGAAAGUGAGAUAGCACAUAGAGCCAUUAGGUCAGAUCAAUUGUCGAUGGAAUGUUUACUCGUGCACACGAUCUACGUCCGAACCCGAAAUCGUUUGUCCGAAUUGAAACAAGAGCUACAAACAAUGCUGAAAGACGUUGAAUGUACUUUAGCGGGAUCUCCAGCUAUUUUAUCAGUGCCUAUAUUGCAACCAUGUUUACGUGCCGAGCUGCUAUUGGUUACAGUUGACACUCAUACUGGUAUGCUACAGUGCCAUGUCCCUCAAUAUGACGCACCACUUGUCCCAGAAUUAACAAUGGCCUUAAAUGGGGAUCAUUCGCGUCUUCCGACGCUUAUAUCUGAAUUGAGAUUUUGGAUAACACAGAGACGUUGUGAGAAAACAUUGCAACAUCUACCAGCUACCUCGCAUGAACGUUUGCCCGUUUUGCAUCAUCCAGAUCAUCCUAUGUCUAAGAUUAGUCGGCAUCGGAUGUUCGUUCAAUUGCACCGACAUCCGACAGUCAUAUUGAUUGUCGCAUUCAAAGAGAAAGAAAGCUCACCAUGUGAAAUAGAAUGCUCUUUCUAUCUUGCUGUAGUGAAGCAUAGUUCCAUCGAAGAUGAUCCACACGAUGAUAGCAUAGAAACGGAAAUACCGAAAAUGUAUUUGAAAGUCCAAAGCCUUAUUGAGUUUGAUACUUUUGUGAUUACUCACGGCCCAUUUACAAGUGUUGAUAGUGGGAAUAAUGAUCAAGAUGGGGGGUGCAUUACAGAAGUGGUGGAGACGUCUAACAACAAACGUAGAAGCACCGGGGUCGGAGGAAGGACAGAUGCGGCAGGAACACCACAGAAUAGAAGACCAAAGCAUCCAGCUUACUUUAUUCCGGAAUUGGCACACGUUGUCGCUUUGUGCGACGAACGAAUACCGUUCGUAACUCUGGCUCAAGAACUUACUAGACGAGAGAUAGCCCAUCAGGGACUCCAAGUCGAGGCGAAUGCCACGGCAUUGGUACUCAAACUUGUUCAAUUGCCUGCACCAUCACCGAGCAUAGCUACGAGCAGUGCUUGGCACGCUCUUCUCAAAAGACUUUUGAGUGUCUCGAUUAGAGUUCAGGGCAAAGGCAUGGCUAAAACUUGGACGGUGGAAUUUGUAUUUUAUGGUAGUCCUCUCUCCAGCAGUCAUCCCAAAGAACAAGGUUUGCGUAGACCAGUCUACUUUCAAUAUGAAAUGGGUACAGCCGAUACCGUCUCCCGCACUGUAGAUGUUUUAUUAAACGAUUGGGGACAGAUAGUACAUUUGUAUUUGAUUGUUCAUGAUUUAGCUGAAUAUUUCAAAAUGGAGAAAUAUAACUUACGCAAUAUGGUUAGCAUUAAGUCUUAUAGUUAUAGCAAGCUGGUUCUUGCGUAUGGUCCAAAUCAAGGUGCAACUGUCACUAUACAGUGGAGUACGAACGACAAGGCAUUUAAGCUGGUAUUUGGUAGGAGUCCAACAAAUACGGUGACCAAUGCGCAUUCUAUAAUGAAGGAACAACUAGAAGCUCAUUUGAAUAGAUACACGAAUUUGGCACAAAUUAUUCAUAUACUUAACGAAACGCUUCAGCCACUCACUUCGAUUAGUAAAUUACCAUCAAUCCCUCAGUUAUGCGUGCAUGCGGUAAGUGCACGCGCGUAUCUGCCUUUUUUCGGUUCAGAUUUACGGCUAAAUUCCUCUCUACAGAGACCACGAGUGCCGGUACAAACGUUUACUAUAAUGCCACAAUGUGUCACUUUAGUAAGGAUAGCGUAUCAAGGAAUGUAUUGUUUGGAAUUACGUUUGCGCGGCGGGGGUUUGGUGAGCUUACGCGACGGUGCUUAUAGUCGUUUCGACAGAAGUAACGUUGUCGAUGAGUUCACACCUACGCAGGGCUUAAAAGCAUUUUUGUCGAAAUAUGUCGACGAGAAUGCGGUAUACAGAAGGAGGUCUCAGUCGGAGGAUGAUAAUCCACCGUCGCCUGUUACUAUGGACAGCGAUGGUGCUGGAGGCAACGUAAGCUUCUUAGGCCAUCACAGGAGUGGGCCCCAAUCGCCCGCCCAACAACGCGAAGGUCUGAGAUUUCAUCCACCGCUCACACCACCGUCUGGUAGUAAUCCUCAUACACCGGCCAGUCCUCAUACAGCAAAUAUAUCCCAGGCAAAUCAACAUCAAAGUUUCGGAAGUAGUCCUGCAACUUCAUUUAAUUUAGCAUCUCCGCCAUCGUUACCACCAAAUACACCUAAUAUGUUACCACAUCCAUCUCCUGGAUCUGGACUCGUUGCAAACAGUCCUUUAAAUCCGAUGCACGUUCCUAGUCCAGCUGGUCUCAUGCCGACAUCAUCGCCUGGUCCUUGCAGUAAUGUUCAAGUAGGGCAUUCUCCUGCUGGUUCAUUCAUGCAAACAGGUCAUAUCGAUGGUAGUCCUUUUCCGGCUUCUCAAAGUAUGGCUUCCCCGGCUGCCUCCAACUGGCCUGGAUCUCCCAGUGUACCGAGACCUUCUCCCGCGAGACCUGGACAAAGCCCGAGUCAUGCAGCAUUGCAUAGUCCGCAAGCCUCCGAUCAUAAGACCGGUAGUCACAUCUCCAGGGUAUUACCGCAGAGGUCCUGGGCGGGUGCCGUGCCGACACUUCUCACGCACGAAGCUCUAGAAAUGCUUUGUUGUCCAUCGAGUCAUCCAUCCGCCUUACCAGGUCCGGAUAUGUCUCCGCUUGAGAGAUUUCUAGGCUGCGUCUAUAUGCGGAGACAGUUGCAACGCUUUAUCCAGACGGAAGAUUGCUUAACUGGUAUCAAUGCAGAACCCGGUGUGGUACAUUUCAAAUCUGAGAGCUUGCAAUGCAGAGUUGGAUUAAAUCCUACGCAUUUCCAAUCUCUUCACAUCAAGGUUCUUUCACUUCCAGAAUAUAAAGAUCAAUGGAGCGUAGAAGAGUUACAGAUUAUCGAAAAGUUCUUCGACACGCGGGUAGCUGCCCCGCCUUACAAACACAACACGCUGUCCGGUUUCGGAAGGAUGCUUAACGUACGUUUCAAAGUGUUAAAGGAUUUCGUGCAAAUAAUGAAACUGGAUCUAGUUCCCAGUCUUGUGCAGCAGCAGCAGCUGAAGUGGUCCGUGCAAUUGUGUUUGCGUAUCCCACCUUCCGCGGGGCCAAUCGUGCCUCCUGGUACGGAAGGAGUACACGUUUGCAGAAGUAAAAUUUUAUUUUUCUUGCAAAUAACGAGAUUAGGAAUAUCAUAUCAAGGAGAGACGCCGUCCUUGGUGUUGCCGUUUGUGCAUGAUGUCAAUACGAAUAUAACACAGCUAGCGGAUAGAAGAGAUCUUACUCCACCUCCCUCAGCGAUUGCGGCAGCGUCUAUGCAGCUAAAGAGAUUCGCCGAGUACGGGGCGAAUCAGUCAGAGUGUUCGCUGUUUCCCGCUGUACGCGAUCUUUUGGCUAAUUUCACAUUACCGUCGGAACCGCCAGUUAUAUCACAGGUCGUGCCGUCCCCGGCAGGAACUCAAGUAGCUUCCGCACAGCAAAUUCAGAACACAGCGAUGCAAAUGCAUUCGCCCAUGGCUGCUGGUCAAGGUCCACAGGGACCAGGACCAUACGGAAUCCAAGGCAUGCAACCGAUGGGGAUGAUGGGCGGCCCGCCUCAAUAGGACUUGCUUUACUCUCCUAAUCCCCUGUGUCUAUCGAGUCAUCCUACGUGGAUGAACUAAAAAUGUAAACUUUGACUCAAAGAAUUCGCAAGAAAAGAUAAUCCGACUGCGCUAUUCUAAUAUGAGAAGAUUUACAUUUUAUGGGGCAUCUUAGGAGAGAGAAAACUAUGUCGUGUUCGCUGCACUGUUUAAUCUAACAAAGAUGAAAAAUGGACAGCUGAUAAAAAUAGGAUAAUUGAAUGUGCAUGUUUCUUGUGACAAUCUCGCAUCUAAGUUUGAUUUUGUAGAUAUACGCUUUAUAUUUUAGUAUUACAAUCAGCAAACUCUAUUAUUAAAGCAAAUAUGCUAAAAUGAAUGUAUAUAAAUUGUAUUAUAAGAAUUAGGUUACAAGAAUUAUAUUGGAAUCAUUCAACGCGUAACUUAAUUUAACUUUAAUUAAAAAAAAUUAUUGCAACUGUACUUGCUAACAACAGUUAUUACAUUUUUCAUGUAAAAUAAUAUUCUUUGUUGAAAAUUAUCAUAAGUAUAAUCAAAAAUACGAAUCUAUUAUCUUUUUAUAAUGUAUAGAAGUUUAGUAUUAAUAUAAGAAGUUUAGUAUGAAUACAAAAUAAUUUAUGAUGUUGCAAAUAAAAGGCAUUAUAGAUAUAUGAAAAAGACAAAUGUAAAAAUGUUUUUAAGUAAAUUUCUUAGAUUUAAGAUG
This is a messenger RNA of Atta colombica, 5697 nucleotides long. It is a transcript of the gene MED14, whose product is annotated as mediator of RNA polymerase II transcription subunit 14. The transcript is spliced from 24 exons. Gene Ontology annotation, cellular component: core mediator complex; mediator complex. The record is from RefSeq and is a predicted model, not a curated record. Gene Ontology annotation, molecular function: transcription coregulator activity. Bases 300 to 4997 code for a protein of 1565 amino acids. NCBI's taxonomy places the organism in Eukaryota, Metazoa, Arthropoda, Insecta, Hymenoptera, Formicidae. Gene Ontology annotation, biological process: regulation of transcription by RNA polymerase II.